UGCUUGCUUGCACCUCCUGCCUCCUGGCCCAAACCAGCUGGACCAGCUCUCCCGGUGCCCUCCUGCAGCCCCCCCUUCCCACCAGCCAAGUCACAGCCUCCAGGGCACCUUCAGGCAAACGAGUGGUGGGUCCUGAUCUUGGACACCUGAAGGUGGGCUUCUGGGCCGAGAUGGCCCUGCAGAGCCAGAUGUGGUCUCCGGCCACACCCAUGCCCAUGGCCGAGAGCUCCCUCUACCGGCAGCGGCUAGAGGUCAUCGCUGAGAAGCGGCGGCUGCAAGAGGAGAUCCGCGCCGCGCGCCGGGAGCUGGAGGAGGAGAAACUCCGCGUGGAGCGGCUCAAGAGGAAGUCUCUCCGGGAGCGCUGGCUAAUGGACGGGGCCGCUGAGGGGACGGAGCGGCAGGAGGACUCCACCUCGAAAGACCCCCAGUCACCUGAGGGCCAGGCACAGGCCCGAAUCCGGAACUUGGAAGACAGCUUGUUCACACUCCAGUCCCAGCUGCAGCUGUUGCAAAGUGCAUCCACAGGUGCGCAGCACAGGCCCUCAGGCAGGCCCACCUGGCGCAGACAGGGUCACCGACCUCUCUCCCAGCCUACCGUGGAGGCAGGUCCCACAGACCGCGGUGAUCUGAACAAGAGAGCCUCCCUACCAGUCGGACCAGUGGACACAUCCCCAGAGUCCCCCUCUGAGCCCAGAAAUGAGGCUGUCAGGGUUCCACAAGCCCUGAGGCUGUUCCCUGGGGCAGGGGGGCCCUCCUCAGAAGCCAAUGGCCCCUGCCCUGGACCCAGCCCCCCUCCAGGGCAGGAGCCUAGUCAGGGGCUGGCAGCAUCCAAGGGGGGCAUGGAUGAGGCCAAAGGGGGUGUGGUGAAGGUGGUAUGGGAGGGGCUGAGGGCCACAGAGGACUGUGCCACCGGGACCACGGGCCCAGAGCUGGAGGCUAAGGUAGAGGAGAUGGUGCUGGAGGCCAUUGGGGACAGGCAGGAUGCUGGCUGCCCGGAGCUCCCAUCCUGGGUGAAGGAGGACAGGGGCAUCGUGGAGGUGGUCUGGNAGGGGGUGGGAGGGGUGGACAGCAGCGACUCAGAGGGCACAGGGGACAUGGGCAGGGGCCAGAAGGCUGUGCAGCCCAGCUCACCGAGGCUUCAGGUGGGACUAGAGGGCACAGCUCCUAGAGAAGGAGGUGUUCCCAGGGGCAGCCCUGAUGGUGAUGGGCCAGGGGGCUCUGGAGGAGAGGAGGGGUCUUUCAUUUGGGUGGAGAGAGUGACCCUCAGCGAGGAGUGGGAGGAGCUGGUGGUGGAGGGAUUGGAAGGGCCAAGGGUGUGGGGAAGAGGGAGAGGACCUGAGAGUCCACUGGAGGCAGAGAGGGGGGCAGGGGAGGAAGCCUGGGAGGCAGGGAGCAGCCAAGCAGAGGAAUCAGUGGGUGGAGGAAAGAAGGGGAGUGAGGAAAAGGCAGGGACAGAGCAGGAAGGAGCGGACAUGUCUCUGAUGGUGGAGAGGGAAGGAAGUGAGGACUCCUUGGAGCCAGGGAGGAAAGGGGAUGAGGAAAAGGUGGGGACAGAGAGGGAAGCAGUCGAGGAACUAUUGUCAGCAGCAGGAAAGGCAGUUGAGGGACCUUUGAGGGCAGAGAGAGAAAGAGGCAAGGAGCCAUUGCAAGUAGAGCAGAAAGGAGGUGAGGAAGAGCUAGACGCAGAGAGGGAAGAUGAGGAACCAUUGGGAGUAAAGCAGAAAGGAGAUGAAGAAAAGCUAGAGGCGACUCAAGAACCAUUGGUGAUGGAGAGAAAGGAAGGCGAGGAAUCAGCGAAGGCAGAGAGAACAGGAGGUGAGGCGCCAUUGGAGGCAGAGAAGACUGAAACGGUCGAGGAAGAUCUGAGUCCAGAAGAGCAGAGCGCAUCUGGGGGAGGACAGGAAUGUCAGACAGAGGAGGUGAGUGAGGCAGGGGCUCCCUUGGGGGCCAAGGAAGAGUCAAGGGCCGAAGAGGAAGAACCACAGCCCCAGGAGAAGCAGGAAGGCUCCCUGCAGGAGGAAUCCGUACGGCCCCAAACCCCUGCUGAGGGCCGGGGCCCCUCCGGGGACGCCACCCCCCUCCUGGCAGAGACCCCAGCUCCAGAGCAGCCUGCCGAGUGCCAGCCACUGCUUCGGGCGCAAGGGCCCAGGGCCAACCCUAGUGCCCGGCCGGUGCCCACCUACGCCCCCGCCCGGCAGCCCGAGCCGUCCGCCCCUCGUGAGGGUGAAGAGGCAAGUGGCCCUAAGCAAAAGGCGUGCCAGUGUUGUGCGGUGAUGUGAGCCCGCGCCCCCCGCCCCACACGCAGCUCCUCUCACAGCUACCUCGGCCUCUCGGCACCCGGCAGCGGGUCCCAGGCACAGACAGGGCAC
Ailuropoda melanoleuca (giant panda) is the source of this 2369-nucleotide messenger RNA. RefSeq names its product paralemmin 3 (gene PALM3). Gene Ontology annotation, cellular component: membrane. Gene Ontology annotation, biological process: Toll signaling pathway; regulation of cell shape; negative regulation of cytokine-mediated signaling pathway. Lineage: Eukaryota; Metazoa; Chordata; Mammalia; Carnivora; Ursidae. The record is from RefSeq and is a predicted model, not a curated record.